Astrephomene gubernaculifera is the source of this 3220-nucleotide messenger RNA. The record is from the annotation of a GenBank genome assembly. Lineage: Eukaryota; Viridiplantae; Chlorophyta; Chlorophyceae; Chlamydomonadales; Astrephomenaceae.
GGAGCCUGCACCGGGGAGUAGGUGGUUACGUAAUCUCGACGUGCGCCUGUGAUUCAGAGUUACUAUGCACUUGCAUUGACGGUAAUUUCCCCAGGAUACCGUAUCCCGGCAACAGCCUCCCGGGCUAGUAGGAAAUGUCAAAUAUGGUGUUAUCAAGCAGCAUUAGUAGCGGCCGUUAUGUCAAAGCUUCUCGGCUUGGAGUUGCACAGGACGCCAUGCCAAUUGGGCUUUUCGGACGUGCUGGGCCGAACGCCUUAGCUAAUCGUCAAUUUGCGUCGACAUCCUUCGCGAGAACCAGCAAUUUGCUUUGCCGAAAGCGGUUAUCGCCGGGAAACGUCGCGGUCGCAGCCGCCCAGGUUGCUCCCGCGUCGUAUGCUCCCCCGAAGGCAGAAUGUGUGGAGCUGGAGGUGCUUGGAGGCAGGCAGCCCAUCCGGCUUGAGACCGGCGAGAUCGCCCGGCAGGCGGGCGGCGCGGUGAUGGCGGUGUGCGGUGAGACGCAUCUGCUGGCCACCGCCUGCUGCUCCGCUGCGCCCGUGGGGGACGGCUCCUUCGUGCCCCUCACCGUCAACUACUCGGAGCGGUUCAGCGCGGCGGGGAGGACCAGUGGCGGCUUCGUGAAGCGCGACGGCCGCCCGCGCGACAGCGAGGUGCUGGUCAGCCGCCUGGUGGACCGCCCGCUGAGGCCCAUGUUCGCAAAGGGCUGGGCGAACGACACGCAGGUGUUGGAGUGGGUUAUGUCGUACGACGGUGUCAACGAGCCCGAGCCACUGGCCAUCACUGCGGCUGCGGCAGCGCUGCUCAUCUCAGACAUCCCCCUCAAGAAGGCCGUUGCGGGGGUGCGGGUAGGGCUGCUGCCGGAGGUGGGCCUGGUGAUCAACCCCACCGUGCAGGAAAUGGAGGUCAGCCGGCUGGACCUGAUGAUGGCCGGCACGCGGGAUGCCGUACUCAUGAUUGAGGGCUUUUGCGACUUCCUCACGGAGGAGCAGCUGAUAGAGGCCCUAGCCCUCGGCCACCGAGCCAUCGCCUCCCUGUGCGACCAGAUGGAGGUGUGGGCGGGGCGGGUGGGGCGGCCCAAGCGGGGAGACGCGGUGGUGGGGGUGCCGGAGCAGCUGCAGGAGCGGCUGAUGGGGCUGGUGGGCGCGCAGCUGAGGGAGGCGUACAGGACCUCCCUAAGCAAGGAGGUCCGGGCGACGGCGGUGGCUGCUGCCACAGCCAAGGCCACGGAGGCACUAGCAGCAGCGGCGGAGGGGGAGAACGGAGCAGCGGUGUCGUACACACCCCUGCAGCUCAGCAUGGCACUCAAGUCCGUCGAGAGCCGCGUGAUGCGGUCUCUGGUGCUGGAGGAGGGGGUGCGCGCGGACGGGCGCGGGGUGGGGGACAUCCGCCCCAUCAGCUGCAGGGCGGGGCUGCUGCCGCGGACUCACGGCAGCGCGCUGUUCACACGCGGGGAGACGCAGGCGCUGUGUGUUGCCACGCUGGGCAGCGGCAGUGACGCGCUGCGACCCGACAGCAUGCGGAAGGUUGAGGCGGAGGAUGCUGACUCGGGUCGCUUCUAUCUGCAGUACCACUUCCCGCCCUCCUGCGUGGGGGAGACGGGACGUGUGGGGGCGCCGGGUCGUCGCGAGCUGGGCCACGGUGAGCUAGCCCAGCGCGCUCUGGCUCCCGUGCUGCCGCCCCUCGCCUCCUUCCCGUAUACCGUACGGCUGGAGAGCACCAUCACCGAAUCCAACGGAUCCUCCUCCAUGGCGUCCGUGUGCGGGGGCUGCCUGGCACUCAUGGAUGCGGGUGUGCCCAUCUCUCGCCCCGUCGCGGGUAUCGCCAUGGGCCUUAUCCUGGAACAGCAGCAGCAGCAUGAGGCUGCGCCCCCCCCCUCCUCCCCCCCUGUCGUACGUCACGUGGUGUUGUCCGACAUCCUGGGCAGCGAGGAUGCGCUGGGUGACAUGGACUUCAAGGUGGCGGGCGACGCGGAGGCCAUCACGGCAUUCCAGAUGGACAUCAAGGUUGAGGGCAUCACCCUAGACAUCAUGACCGCCGCCCUGGCCCAGGCGCGCGAGGGCCGUCGCCACAUCCUGAGCCGCAUGCUGGCGUCCUGCCAGCCGGCCCCCGCGGGGCAGCUCAGCCAGCAUGCACCCCGGGUGGUGCGCAUGAAGAUCGACCCCUCCAAGGUGGGAGCUGUCAUCGGCAGCGGCGGCCGCACUAUCAAGCAGCUGCGGGAGAGCACCGGGGCGCUGGAGAUCAACCUGGACGAUGAGGGCACGGUUGACGUGUUGGCCCCCAGCGAGGCCUCCGCCUCCCUCACGCAGGAGUUCAUCCAGCUGCUGGCCGGGGACCCGGAGCCGGGCACUGUGCUGAGGCAGCGGCCGGUGGUGUCGCUGGCCGCCUUCGGGUGCUUCGUGGAGAUCUGCCCGGGCAGACAGGGUCUGGUCCACCUGAGUGAGCUGUGCGAGGGCCAGGUGGCGGACGUGGGCGCGGUGGUGCGGGUGGGGCAGCUGGUGGACGUGAUGGUGCUUAACAGCGAGGGGGGCAAGGUAUCUCUCAGCCGCCGCGGCGUGGAGGCUCACGACCGCGGGGAGGUCUACCCCAUCAGGAGGGCGCCGGUGGCAGCAGGGGAGGGCGCAGCCGCAGGGGCAGGAGAAAGGAGCAGCAGCAGUGGGAAUGGGAGGUAUGGGUCGAUGGGUGGCGGGAGAGGGGCGGGGCGGGGAGCGGGAGGCGGGCGGGGAGGAGCGGACCGCAGCCGGCGGUACUGAGUGUGCAGCGGCGGAGGCAGGGAGGGAGGAGGUAGUAAAACAUACUGUCUACAAGAAGCUGCUGUGAAACACCAACCGUGACCCUAGCAAGUCCCUAUGAUGAUGAUGAUGACGACGAUGAUGGCAAUGUGGAAUCGUAGCGGGUGCCUAGCAACGGGUUGUGCGUCGGAGGAGCUGCAGGCCGGGGCUGAUGGCGUGGGGCUGACACACAGAAGCGUGGGGAGGUUGUUGGGGGCGGAGGUUUGGCUGGCGUGUAAGGGGUUGCGGAGAAGAGGGGCCAGCGGGUUUUGUGGCGACCGUGGCUAUCUGGUUUUGGGGUUUCUAACCCAAGGCUGCUGCUGCUGCUGCGUGUUUUUAAACCCCAAAAGCCCUCGGCACGUAUAUAGUGCUGUAUGCGCGCGACGGCAAAUGGUCUCUCCCAUGCUCCUUUUAAGGGAACCAGUGUAAGAGUCAGUGUAAGGGUGAUUCAUUCA